AUGUUUAAUAGGAAGAGAAGAGGAGAUUUCGAUGAAGACGAAAAUUAUCGCGACUUUAGGCCUCGUGUGCCUAAAAGGCAAAGAAUCCCGCCUGUCGUUCAACUGUGUAAAGAGAUGAUGCCCGAUAUCCGUACCAUUGGUGAAUCUGUCAAAGCUUUUGAAGACGAUAUCAAAUUCUUGAGUGAAGCCAUAAUGAAUGAGUAUGGUCAUGAGGACUACUUUAAUAAUGCCUUAUUGAGUACUUUUAACGCUGUUGUUGUGGAGCAACCGCAAAAACAAGCUGCCAUUGCGCUAUUAACCAUGGUUGUCAAUUCAAAAAAUAAUGUUGCAGGGAAGAGUAUCAUAAAUUACUUUUUCGAAGAAUUACAAAAAUGGUGUAAAGAGACAUAUAAUAAUGAAUUCAAGGGUGCUUCGAAUGAAACCGGACCAUGGAAUAAGAUUAAAUUGAUCUUAAGAUUUUUAUCUAUUUUAUCUCCAAUGUUUUUGGUUGAUGAGCUAAUCAAUAUUUACAAGGGCUUAUUUGAACUGAGUAUUGAACUGAACAAUCUGGAUCCGGAUAAUAGAGUUCCGAUCUCUGAAGCAAUUUACACUAAUACUUUGUUGAACAUACCAUAUUUGUUUUUUUUCAACAAGAAUAAUGAUGUUUUAAGAACAAAAGUAGAAGAGCUACUUGUAUACGUUGAACAAAACUAUCGAGUUAAAACAACAGACAUAAAGUUGUUAAGAGAAUACAAUGACGAAUCUCCAUAUGAAAUGGUAGAGCUUGUCCAAGUUGCGUUGCCAAACAUCAAGAAAGCAUUGGUUAAUAACAUGGAGCAUCUUAAUGAAUUUUUCCCUGAUUGGAACCAUUUGUUAACUCCACAAACGGGAGACGAAGGAUUUAAUGAUGCUUUGGCGCUUCCAUCAGUAGAAGAGCUGAAACCUUUUCUACGUUUGGAUAAUGGCAUUGGUUCCGUUGAUAGUAUGUGGAAGACACCAAGAUAUGUUUUUCACGUUUAUUUACCAAAUUCUGCUGGUAAUUUCGAAACCGUGGUGCCCAUCAAUACAUAUGCUGGUCAACUAUUCAACGAUAUUAUUAUCGAUCUGGUUGAAAGUUUGGAAUUCAAUAGGAAAGAAGUGGCCAGACAAGUAAUAACUCUGGAUCUUUUUUUUAAGGCUGGUAUAUUCACAGAACCUGGCGAAUCUAUUGCCCAGUUAAUCGCUACUUAUGAAGAAAAUCCAUUGGCCUCUACUUUCAAGAUUGAGGACUUGGCUAUUGAAACUAUUUUGGGGCUUAUUUUCAAAUUGCCUAGCGUUUCGCAACCUUUUGCUUACUUUUACACUUUGUUGGUAGAUAUUUGUCAAAAUUCUCCAAAAGCGAUUGCCCCUGUUUUUGGUAGGGCAUUUAGAUUUUUCUACAACCAUUUAGAUUCUUUGGAUUUUGAACUAAAGUUAAGAUAUUUGGAUUGGUUUUCAAUUCAAAUGAGUAACUUUAACUUUUCUUGGAAAUGGAAUGAAUGGGAAGAAGAUUCAAUUAAAUUCGGAAAGUAUUUUUAUAACCCGAAGGUAAACUUUGCUAAAAAUUUAAUUCAAAAAGAGCUACGGUUGACUUCGAAUUUUUCAGAAGUGGAGGAUAGUUUACCACAAGAAUUCACGAAGUAUUUGGAUACUUCUUACAUUCCAAGAGAUCAAUUGGUUAGUUAUUAUCAAUCUUUAUUCACUGGUUACACAGUGGAAGAAGAUUCAAUUAGAAAGAAUGAUCUAUAUUUCAGACAAGAAGGUGUACCUAUGGAAAACACAGUUCGAAAAAUUUUGGAUUAUACCCAUAAAGCGAAUAACUCUAGAGAAGUUACUGAAUUAGAAGGUAUUUUAGAAGAGUUAAAGGAAGAACAUGGUUCCAUAAUUUCCGACUUUAGCAGAUUUGUUAUCAUAUUGCUAGUUCAGGCUGUUGCAGACUCAGGUAGUAGAUCUUUAUCACAUGCUAACAAGUAUAUCAAUGAUUUGAAAGAAGAUCUCAGAACGGUAUUUGGGAAGAUUGAAUUAGAUGCCGAAGUAAAAGAGUACAUUAUAAUUGAAGCCGUUCUAACUUUCUGGAACGCUAACCCCCAGACAGGUUUUCUGGUAGCAGAUGCCUUCAAAUAUGCAGGUUUGAUUACUUCUAAAACCAUUUUUACAUUUAUAUUUAACGAAACUGGUUUGAAGAAUAAUGGUUUGGUUGAAGCAACUGCCAUUGAAGCUGUCUUUAGAAACUUAUCUCAACAGAUAACAGAAGAAAAUGAAAGCGGAAAUAAUUUCGAGUUUGUUUUUGAAAGGUUAUGCACCAUUGUCAACAACACUGUAGGCUUACUGGAAGUUAAUAAUGACGAAGAUAUUGAAAUACCAAAUGUAAACAGUGAGAUGGACAUUGAUGAUAUUGAAGAUGAUGGGCUGGAUUUGAAGUGGAAGUAUGUUACAGCAAUAGGAUUUAUCAAAAGUAUACUAAGAAGAUAUUCUUAUGAGUACCGUGAACUAGCAGAUAAAUUCAUUGCUGGCAUUGACAACGCCAUUCCACAUGAGUCGACAAGAAGAUCGAUUUUAAAUUGGAUUCAAGAAACAAAGGAAAUUUGA
Molecule: messenger RNA, 2586 nt
Organism: Saccharomyces mikatae IFO 1815
Lineage: Eukaryota; Fungi; Ascomycota; Saccharomycetes; Saccharomycetales; Saccharomycetaceae
Gene: STO1
Product: Sto1p
Exons: 2
Coding region: 1-2586 (861 amino acids)
Biological process (GO): mRNA export from nucleus; nuclear-transcribed mRNA catabolic process, nonsense-mediated decay
Cellular component (GO): nuclear cap binding complex; nucleus
Molecular function (GO): mRNA binding; RNA cap binding; protein binding
Source: RefSeq, a predicted model, not a curated record